AUUACACAAAUCUGCUCGCGCUAUCUAUGGCCGAAAACGGCAGCAACCCGAAACCAGCAGUGGCUGCCGCCCUUCAGAAUUGCCGCGAAACCCAUCGGUUCGCUAAAACCCUAACUCCCUUUCCUUACCACGUUUCAUACUGCUUUCCGAUCCCUCUAACUUAUCCCUAUCUUUGUUGCUUUUAAUUUCACGUUGUCUUAGACGAGAAAUCGGCAGGGUUUUCUUCCAAUCCUGCUCCCAUUUCCAUGCUUAGCCGUAUUCAUCAAUGGAAGCCAUUACAUUCUCUGAGGAAAUGCGGGAUACUCGCUUCUUUUAGUUCUGUGAUCCUUGCUAGGCCUUCAGUUUCUGCCGCCCGCCUCGAAGCGGAAUCUGUCACUCCCUCCUUCGUUCUGGGCCAGAACGACCCAGUUUGUGAGAUUCUUACGGGUUUAAAUUCCUUUGGGUUUAGAGCGUAUGUUGGUGGAUGUAACUUUCGAACUGUAGUUUCUACUUUGAGUGAAACUGUAGUGGACGGCGUUCUUGAGAGUUUGAAUAUUCAGAAUCCUGAUGUUGCUGUGGCAUUUUUCUAUUUGUUGAGAAAUAAGUACGGAUUUCGGCAUUCCGGAUUCUCCCAGCUUGCCGUUUCUCAUAUUCUAGCGGGUAAAGGAAGAUUCAAGGAGUUGCAUUGCGUUAUAAAGCAAUUGGUUGAGGAGCAAGGGUCGGGUUCUGCAUCUUCCUUUUGUGACCUGCUCUUGAACAAAUUCAGGAAUUGGGAUUCAAAUGGUGUGGUAUGGGAUAUGCUGGCAUUUGCGUAUUCUAGACAUGAAAUGAUCCAUGAUGCCCUCUUUGUCGUCGCAAAAAUGAAGGAUCUAAAUUUACAAGCUUCAGUUCCAACUUAUAACUCUCUAUUGCAUAACUUAAGGCACACUGAUGUCAUGUGGGAUAUAUGCAAUGAGAUCAAAGCUAGUGGAGCUCCUCAGAGUGAAUAUACUACCUCAAUACUUAUACACGGCCUAUGUGCGCAGUCCAAGUUACAAGAUGCGAUUUCAUUCCUACAGGACAGCAAUGAAGUAGUUGGACCUUCUAUUGUGUCUAUCAAUACCGUUAUGUCAAAGUUUUGUAAAGUGGGGCUAGUAGAUGUUGCAAGGUCAUUUUUCUGUUUGAUGGUCAAGAAUGGACUUCUUCCUGAUUCGUACAGUUAUAAUAUUCUUAUUCAUGGGUUAUGUGUAGCAGGUUCCAUGGAUGAAGCUCUGGAAUUCACAGAUGACAUGGAAAAGCAUGGUGUGGAGCCUGAUGUAGUAACAUACAACACACUUGCUAAAGGUUUUCUCUUGCUUGGUUUUAUGAGUGGGGCCUGGAAAGUCGUCCAGAAAAUGUUGCUAAAAGGUCUAAAUCCGGAUAUCGUGACAUAUACAAUACUGAUAUGUGGGCACUGUCAAAUGGGAAAUAUUGAGGAAGCCCUUAAGCUGCGGCAAGAAACCCUUUCAAGGGGGUUUCAGUUGAACAUCAUUUCUUACAGUGUGCUACUUAGCUGUUUGUGUAAAGUUGGACGAAUAGAAGAAGCAUUGGCAUUGCUCAAUGAAAUGGAAACUCUACGUUUGAAACCUGAUCUUAUAGUAUAUUCAAUCCUCAUUCAUGGCCUCUGCAAGGAAGGGUUUGUACAAAGGGCUUACCAACUAUAUGAACAAAUGCGUUUGAAGAGAAAUUUUCCUAACUACUUUGCUCAACGUGCUGUACUUUUGGGUUUCUUUGAGAAUGGAAAUAUUUCUGAGGCAAGAAGAUAUUUUGAUGCUUUGACUCAUAUGGAUCUGAUAGAGGAUAUUAUUUUGUAUAAUAUUAUGAUUGAUGGUUACGUAAGGCUUGGUGAUAUUUCUGAGGCUAUGCAGCUAUAUUACAGAAUGUUUGAAAGGGGGAUUACUCCAACUGUUGUCACUUUCAACACUCUUGUCCAUGGGUUUUGCAGAAAUGGAGACCUAGUGGAGGCUCGAAAGAUGUUCGAAAUCAUUAGGUUGAAUGGAUUGCUACCCAGUGUAGUAACUUAUACUACCCUUAUGAAUGCGUACUGUGAAGCGGGAAACAUGCAGGAAAUGUUUGAUCUACUCCAUGAGAUGGAAGCAAAUGCUGUUGUUCCAACUCAUAUAACUUAUACUGUACUAAUCAAAGGACUCUGCAGACAGAAUAAAAUGCAUGAAGCCCUCCAGUUACUUGAGUAUAUGUAUGCAAAGGGUCUAAUGCCAGAUCAGAUUACAUAUAAUACUAUUAUCCAAUGUUUUUGCAAGGCCAGAGACAUUGCAAAAGCUUUCCAGGUUUAUAAUGAGAUGUUGCUCCAUAAUCUUGAUCCUACCCAUGUAACUUAUAAUGUACUUAUUAGUGGUCUUUGUGUAUAUGGUGACCUAAAGGAUGCUGAUCGAAUGCUGGUUUCUAUGGAGGAUCAAAAUAUUAGCUUGACAAAAGUUGCUUAUAUGACAAUUAUUAAGGCACAUUGUGCAAAGGGUCAGGUGUCUAAGGCAUUAGGGUUCUUCAAUCAAAUGUUGGCUAAGAGUUUUGUCAUUUCCAUCAGAGAUUAUAGUGCUAUCAUUAAUAGGCUGUGCAAAAGGGGUCUAAUUACUGAAGCAAAGUACUUAUUUGCUAUGAUGUUAUCUGAAGGUGUAACGCCUGAUUCUGAAAUCUGCGAGACAAUGCUUAAUGCUUUCCAUCAACAUGGUGAUAGCAGUUCAGCAUUUGAAUUUCUUGCUGUGAUGGUUAAAUCUGGCGUCAUUUCACAUUGAUCCAUCAGAAGAGAUCAGUCGAUCACAUCACGCCGUUCCAGAUAACCAUAUUUUGGCAUAAGAGGUUAGCAUCUGAGGUACAGGUGAGCAUUAUGAACUUAAUCAAAAUUCAAGGAUGAAUUUUUCCCCUAGAUUCUAAUUUUAUUAAGAACGCAUGGAUCCAGAAUAUCGGUGUUAGGAGAGGUUGUUCUCGUAGAGUACCAUUCUCUAGUUAUAUCAAAUUAACUCUGGUUUUCCCAACUUAUUCAACUUGAUGGUCACAUUUCUUUCAGCUCGAGUAUUUGCAACCAUAACCAUGUACUUUUAUGCAAGGGCAAGCUUAACAUGAAACGAUCACGCUGAAUGUCUUACACAUAUCAAAUCCUUUACCCUCUGUUUCGAUUACUGUGGGAUGUAGGGAUAAUUUUCCCUCCGUGGCAUGUAUCAAACUUUAUGCCUCAGAUAAGCAACGAAAGGAAAGUCAUGGCAAUGACCCUUGUGGACUCUCCCAGCUUGGAGGCUGCAGCAGACAGUCUUAUAGAGUGGUUAUGACGAGUUGUACUACGAAGUAUUAGCUGAGCCUGAUUCCUUGCAGCGAGUCGAAUAGAAAGUAAGGAAUUCUCUGAACCUAGAGGGGCAUCACUUUCCGAACUCCCGCCUGUAUUUGUUAAGUAUGGAGGAUGGUCGAUACUUGAUCCGAAGAGGCAACUAUUGAUACUUGAAGGGAUUUAAAGAUAAAUCAAACAUAUUUGAUCACUGAUAGGAUAACUCACAACAAAGAAGAACAAGUGGUAAGAUCUUUUUUCCUGUCAGUUAUUAUAUUGAUACCAGAUGCUGCCCUGAUCUUCAUGUAAAUAAGGAAGAAAUUAACGUUUACAAUUCGACAGCAUAAUAAAAGAAUUUGUUGAACUUUACCAUAAUAAAAAUUGGCCCUUAAUCGUUUGGGUAAUUCUCAAUUAA
Cucurbita moschata (crookneck pumpkin) is the source of this 3686-nucleotide messenger RNA. RefSeq names its product putative pentatricopeptide repeat-containing protein At1g13630. Gene Ontology annotation, molecular function: protein binding. Lineage: Eukaryota; Viridiplantae; Streptophyta; Magnoliopsida; Cucurbitales; Cucurbitaceae. Bases 246 to 2747 code for a protein of 833 amino acids. The record is from RefSeq and is a predicted model, not a curated record. The transcript has 4 exons.